This is a messenger RNA of Siniperca chuatsi (mandarin fish), 3138 nucleotides long. RefSeq names its product fizzy-related protein homolog. Bases 175 to 1665 code for a protein of 496 amino acids. NCBI's taxonomy places the organism in Eukaryota, Metazoa, Chordata, Actinopteri, Centrarchiformes, Sinipercidae. Gene Ontology annotation, biological process: anaphase-promoting complex-dependent catabolic process; positive regulation of anaphase-promoting complex-dependent catabolic process; positive regulation of ubiquitin protein ligase activity. The transcript is spliced from 14 exons. Gene Ontology annotation, molecular function: ubiquitin ligase activator activity; protein binding; anaphase-promoting complex binding. Gene Ontology annotation, cellular component: anaphase-promoting complex. The record is from RefSeq and is a predicted model, not a curated record.
CUUCCCGUGAUGCUUAGCGAACCCAAAUUGAACGCUCGGCUAAAGAAAACAUUUGUAUUUUGCAUGCUCUGUUUUUAAGAGUAAAGCGCAUAAAAUAGAAAUUUCAACUGGAAUUGGCGCCGUUAAGAAAAACUUUAUCAACGGCGCUCAACGGGAAGAGUUUAUCGGGGCAUCAUGGAUCAGGACUAUGAGUGCAGGCUGCUCAGACAGAUCAACAUCCAAAAUGAGAACGCAAGCCCCAUAAAAGCUGUAGGAGCUGUGCGAGCUCUGACACCCACCAGCUCCCCCCUGUCCUCCCCUAGCAAGCAUGGUGAUCGCUUUAUUCCCUCCCGGGCUGGAGCCAACUGGAGUGUUAACUUCCACCGCAUCAAUGAAAUUGAAAAGUCACACAAUCAAAACAGGAAAACCAAAGAUGGCACAACAGACAGCAACAAAGCGGAUGGUCUGGCUUACUCAGCUCUGCUGAAGAACGAGCUACUAGGAGCGGGCAUCGAGAAAGUCCAGGACCCCCAGUCAGAGGACCGCCGUCUGCAGCCAUCCACUCCUGCCAAGAGGAGCCUUUUUAGUUAUUCUGUAAGUGCUAAGAGGGCUCUGCCAGAAGAGGAUGGGAACACAGUCUCUCCAUAUUCUCUGUCACCUGUCAGUAGCAACAGCCAGAAACUGCUGCGGUCGCCAAGGAAACCUACGCGCAAAAUAUCCAAAAUUCCCUUUAAAGUUCUGGAUGCUCCAGAGCUUCAGGAUGACUUCUACCUCAACCUAGUGGACUGGUCCUCUCUGAAUGUGCUCAGUGUUGGACUGGGCACCUGUGUCUACCUGUGGAGUGCCUGCACCAGCCAGGUGACACGACUAUGUGACCUUUCUGUCGAAGGAGAUUCUGUAACAUCAGUGGGCUGGUCAGAGAGGGGUAACCUGGUGGCGGUGGGGACUCAUAAAGGCUAUGUACAGAUCUGGGAUGCAGCAGCAGGGAAGAAGCUCUCUGUACUAGAAGGACACACAGCCAGAGUGGGCGCGUUGGCAUGGAAUGCCGACCAGCUGUCGUCUGGGAGCCGCGAUCGGGUGAUCCUGCAGCGCGACAUCAGAGCCCCACCUCUCCAGUCUGAACGCCGUCUCCAAGGACACAGACAGGAAGUCUGCGGGCUCAAGUGGAGCACAGACCACCAGCUGCUAGCCUCGGGUGGAAAUGACAACAAGUUACUUGUGUGGAACCACUCGAGCGUCCUCCCGGUGCAGCAGUACACAGAGCACUUGGCUGCAGUGAAGGCCAUCGCCUGGUCUCCCCACCAGCAUGGCCUGCUGGCCUCCGGAGGCGGCACCGCCGACCGCUGCAUCCGCUUCUGGAACACUCUGACCGGCCAGCCCUUACAGUGCACAGACACCGGCUCUCAGGUCUGCAACCUGGCCUGGUCCAAACACACUAACGAACUGGUCAGCACACAUGGUUAUUCCCAGAACCAAAUCCUGGUGUGGAAGUAUCCCUCCCUUACUCAAGUGGCCAAACUUACUGGACAUUCCUACAGAGUACUCUACCUGGCCAUGUCCCCCGACGGAGAGGCCAUUGUGACGGGAGCUGGAGAUGAAACACUUCGGUUCUGGAACGUCUUUAGCAAGAUGAGGUCCACUAAGGAAUCAGUGUCAGUGCUGAACCUCUUCACCAGGAUCCGGUAGUAAGCACACCUCUGUACUACGAGGGAAUAAAGCUGAGAAGGAAAUUUAUCUUUGCAUGUACCAAGCUGUAAAUGGGCCCCUUCUUUGAGUAUUCACCUCAGUAGUCUACAGAGGGCCCCCUCGAUUGCCCUUAGUUAUUUAGCCAAGUUGUAGCUGGAAGUGGGAGGGAGCUGGAGAGGUGCACAGCCUGAGUGUCGAGGGCAGAGGAGAAACAUACAUACGUUCGUACAGUAUUCCACUUCCUCUUGAAUGAUGGAGCCACUGCCUCCGCCAACAGACCAGUGAUCUCUAAUGACGAGAAUUUUGGGGGGUGUUUCUCUCCCCGUGUGAUUAUGUUUUGUUUACAGAUUGACGUUGUGCUUACCUGCCAAAUAUUGAGUUUGUCCUUUUGAUUGUCUAUUUAUUUUAUUUAGGUUUUGUUUUGUUUGUUUUUUUCCCCCCCAUUUUUUUAACAUAUAUUCUUACUAGUGUGUUUGUUUCAAAGGCUGGUAGAUUUCCUUUUAUGUCUUUAUGUCUUAUCUGUGGAGUUUGGCUUUGUUCAGGAUUGCAGAAAAAUCAAAAAGUUUGGCUUUUUAUUUUACUGAGAGGUAAUAAUGUUUCAUGCACACUGAUAACAGAUUACAUAAUCCUGUGCCGUUUCGAGAACUGUUAAUGUUUAACAAGGAUUGGAUGAAUGGGCCUGAUCUCCUUUUUAAAAUCUGAUAUUAAGUUAAUUUUAAUAUAAUGGAAAAAAAAGUCUUGUAAUAGCAUACGGCACAUCUUAAAAGAAAAUAACCAUUUGGUCACAAUUUACAUUAGAACAAUGACUUACAAAAGUAAUUCACAUGAAAAUUAGAAGAUUUUAAUGUGAUUUAUUGUGUGGAAGCUUUUCACUCGUCUUGUUUCUCUACUUAAAUGGAAAAUCGGGCAAUGAAAGUUAAAAUGAAAACACUUUGGCUUAUCAGUGUAGUUUGUAACAGCAACUAAAGCAGACAGUUUAAAACAUUUGGGAUUAAAUCAGUGAAACGCUGUUCUGUGCAGAGCUUCUGCUUUGUGCUGUGUCUGCUAAGAUAUUCAAGCUUGGGGCGUUUGUCUUUUGCUACUUCAGACAGUAUCUGUGUUGAGCAGUCAUACGCUUGUACUUUGUUUUGGGGGUUUUUUUAUCUGAAAAAAAGAUUUCAUAUCUGCAACAUUUUCUCCCAGUUUUGAUUUUAUUUCCCCCCGUUUGAAUGUUUGAGUCAGCAAGCGUGCCACAUUUAAAUGAAUGCUAUUUAUUUGUGUUGUGUAGAAGGGUUCUUGUACAGAAAUGGCAUGUUUGUUUACUAAUGUUAUCGGAGGGAAGCUGAUGGGUAGUUUCACUGCUAAACUCUAUGGAAAUUUAUUUUAAUGCCACUUCAAAAUCAAGACAAUGCUGCCAACUUGAAUUACUGAAAGAAUGUUAAAAAUAAAAAUAUUUCUGUACUGAGAUAAUCAAUUAAAUGAUCAUAUCUUGUA